AUGUCCACUGGGGGCAGGUUCAACUUUGAUGAUGGGGGGUCAUACUGUGGGGGGUGGGAGGAAGGCAAAGCCCACGGCCAUGGCAUCUGUACUGGGCCGAAGGGCCAAGGCGAGUACUCAGGGUCCUGGAGCCAUGGCUUUGAGGUGGUGGGGGUGUACACAUGGCCCAGUGGGAACACCUACCAGGGCACCUGGGCGCAGGGCAAGCGCCAUGGGAUUGGAGUGGAGAACAAGGGCAAGUGGGUGUAUAAGGGGGAGUGGACAAGUGGAUUUAAAGGACGCUACGGCCUCAGGGAGAGCACCGGCACCAGCGGGAAGUACGAGGGGACCUGGAACAACGGUCUUCAGGACGGAUACGGCACUGAGACCUACUCUGAUGGAGGUAAGACCCAGACCCACACUGAGCCAUGUUUAAUGGAUGAGUACCCUCUGUGUAAAGCAUCAACAAAUGGAUAUUGAGAUACAGACCAGCAGGCCCAUUCUUCAUAGUGAGUUGACAGUAAUCAGGGAAACCUAGGUGCUAGGUGUUCCAUGAGGUCAUCCCACUCCAUUACUAUGGUUCACCCCCCCCCCCACCACCACACACACAAUCUAACUGUCUCCUGCUUCAUUAGUCUCCUAUCUCUCAGACACUCUCUAAUCUAUCUUUCUCCGUCCAUCUGUCAAUUGGGUAAGCAGUUCCCUCUCCCCUGCUCGUGCUGCAGUGGGAGAUACAUUUGGAGGCCCAAGUUAAGGCCAUCCGGACUCCCCAUGCAGCCUGAGAGAGAGAGAUUCCAGGUCAACUGCAAAGUUAGGGUGCAGUUCCCAUAACCAGACAGACUCAUGGUAAACCUGGCUGGGAGAGACCCAGUUCUAAGGCCAUAAAUACGCACCUUGAAGAUGACAGUGAUGAGAGUCUGGAAGUCCUUACUCUACCCCAAAUUCACACACACACACACACACUCUUUCUCUCUCUCUACUAAUGUGGAUUUCAGAUCCAUUCAGAUAUAUUUAUCAAAACACUUCAUUUAUCAAGGCAAAGGUGCUUAACAAUCACACAGUCAAAGUGCAUGACGGUCUGUAGAAUAUUUUGAUUUCUUCUGGUGAAACCUCCUGGUGCAACAUCAUACUCUUAGAACAAAAGGUGUUAUCUAUAACCUAAAAGGGUUCUCCUAUGGGGACAGCCCAUAGAACCCUUUGAAGAACCCUUUUGGGUUCCAUGUAGAAGCCAAAAAGGUUCUACAUCAGUGGAGGCUGCUGAGGGGAGGACGGCUCAUAAUGAUGGCUGGAACGGAGUGAAUGGAAUGGCAUCAAACACAUAGAAAGUGUUUGAUACCAUUCCACUAAUUCUGCUCCAGCCAUUACCACGAGCCCGUCCUCCCCAAUUAAGGUGCAACCAACCUCCUGUGUUUUACAUGGAAGGUUUUUUUUCUUCUCUAAUUUGCUUUUGAAUUCUCUUUUAUUUUAUAUUUAUAAAUUGUACAAUGUGUGAAAUUGUAAAAUGCAGGGCUCCCUUAAGAAACAGACCUGGGUCUCAAUGGGUAUCCUUGUUGAAAAAAAUAGAACCAUUUCCACAGAGGGUUCUAAAAAAGUGUUCUACCUGGAACCAAAAAGGGUUCUACCUGGAACCAAAAAGUGUUAUUCUAUGGAGAAGGCCGAGGUACCCUUUUGGAACCCUUUUUUCUAAGAGUGCAUUGUUAAACUUAUAUAACUCUCUAGCACCAGAACCUUACACAACUAUGCACCCAACCACCAGCCCAAUGAACACUGGCUGAGUCAGGAAAGGAGGUUAAUGAGGACAGAGUAUGCAGAACAGAUAUGACACAGAUGAUAUCCAUAAUGAUAACAGUUACAGUAUCCACUCUGAAAUGAGCACCAGGCCUGCAAGGCUUUGUUAUAAUGAAAUGAAUAUGAGGCAUAAGAUAAAGAAAGGGAUUUGGAGAAGAUUGGUAAAUGAAGAUGGAAAAGAAUGAGGUAUAGUAAAGAAUAGUGUACUAUUUUCAUAUGAGAGACACUCCAGAGAAACUUCAAAUCUACAGUAUUCAUUAUGUAACACUUCAAUGUGUCCGUAAAUCAGUCAGUGUCUUUAAAAUACUCCAGUAUACUCUUCCUGUCUGAAGGCUUCCGCAUUUUAUGCCCAACAACAAUUGUUAUCAGUUGAUUACACCAUCUAACAUUGAGAAUAAGAAAUAGUAUUGCAUUCUACCUCCGACCUUUGCUCACACUCUGCACAACCUGCUUAUCAAACCACAACUCAGUGGAGGAGAAAGAUCUAUGCUCUGAGCAAUUGUUUUUCUCUAUCUUUCUGUCUACCUCGUUCCACUGCAUUACAGCAGUGGUGCCUCUGUCUCUGUACAGCAAGUUGCUGUGGAAACGCACACAGACAUGCAGCAGGGCUGCGUGUCACAGGGGACUCAGUGUUGCUCACUCUGAUUGGCUGGCUGACUCUGCUAAUGUUGUUUACUUACUUGAGCAGUGAGCGCUUAUCUGGCUGCUACACAAUCACAGUAGACAGUGACAGAGGGGGGAGACAAAGAUACAGAGGUUACAGUAGCAUUGUCUUUCCAUUAGCUUUCCUCUCAGAUAGAGUUAGAAAUACUAUACUGUCAAUGGCCAUGGAAUGAGGAACCCAUCCAAGGAGCUGUCUAAGGAGAACACUUGAACAGUGUGUGUAAAAGAUAAGUUAAUAAUUGUCACGUACUAAGGAGAACACUUGAACAGUGUGUGUAAAAGAGAAGUUAAUAAUUGUCACGUAGUGUUUCUGAUGGUUGUUGACGCUCCACCUUGAUUGCUGAUUAUCACAUCUGUGAUUGGGAGUAAAGCAAACUCACUGUACUGGGAGCUACAGGAAACUGUCCUGACAGUUGUUUCUGGAUAUGAGUCAAUAUUACAGUGCCUGUAUGAUUUGACCCCUGACCUACAUACUGUACCAACAUGGUUGUUUAGAAAUGGUUUGUACCAUGUAGAGAUGUGGAGGGGCCUACUUUUGUAGAUGCCCAGGCAAUUUAGGUAAUUGUAUCCUUGUGCAAGGUGUGUUAUAUCAGUUAUUGAGGUUAUCUUUUUGCUGUUGAAAAAAGAUUAUGUUAAUGAGACUGAAGAGAUAGCAAGCGCAGUUACUCCAAAUUAUGAGCACGAUGUGAACAAAUGUUGUGAUGUCCAGGGCAAUUUUGGGGGAAUUAACGUUCAAAUGAUAAUUCAAUUUUCAUGAUGUUUCUAUGAGUUAAAUAAUCCUUAAAUGGAAAAUCUAAGACUGGGGCACAUCAUCGCCAAAAAUCUAAAACCAAAUCCCUUAACCGGAUAACAUCCGUAGUCGAUUUAAGCUUACUGAGAGAUUUAGCUUUUAACUGCAGCUCACUUUGAAUGUUGCCGUUUCUGCAACAGCUUCGCUAGCAGUAGUCUCUCCUGGAUUGCAGUCUGUCUGUGUCUGUUCUAGCGAGCUCUUCUAUGGUUGGCUUGCAGGCAGAGUGGCAUCAAACAUUCACAUAGCCACAUGAUGUGCCUAUUUCACAAGAAGACACACACACACAUUAGGAAAGCAGCACCUGCUUACAGUACAGACCUAUCUUACAACACUGUUGUAGCAUGUCUCUUGUUCUUUUCCAUGCAUAUUACUCUCCCUGUCUGUCUCUGUCUCUCUCACACACACUCACACACAAACACACACAACUCUGAAGUGCAAGUGCUGACUUGGUGAAAUAUAAAAAUAUUAAUAAUUCAUGAAAGAGUCAAUCCAAACACACUUUCUACCAUCCUUACUCCAGUCUCAAUUUUCUCUGUUAGGAAUUGAACUCACUAUGCGGUCAAGGGCUUUGUGUUGCAUAUUGGGGAGGUCCAGGUCAAUAGGUUCCAGGGUCAACACCCUGGGGGUCCAGGGGCAGACUUUGAGGUAGCCUACGGUUUGCUCCGUUUGGUGGGUGUGGCAGGGUGUGACUUGAAGCCAUGAGUGAUGUAUUUGAAGGGCAGCGGUGCAUUUGGAACCCACACCACAACCCCUCCCCGGUUUUUCAACUGGUUGUUCAGAACAGCACUGUUUCCGUUUAAUUGAACGUUGCAUUAAAACAAUUUGUACUGGACACAGCUCUGGUGACUUUUCUACUCUAAAAUUAAGGAAAAUAAAAUGAUGUUGAGGCCAUAAAAAUAUAAUUUUCCCCUCCAAAAAUGAGCCUAACAACAUAUUGGUCUAUAUUAUCAGGCUGGUGUGUUAUUUAACAAUAAGCAUGAUCACCUGUAGCCCAACUGAUGCAACAUAGUGGCUAUAAAUAAAUAGGCUGUGCUAACCUUUAGCUAGAUCAGUGCUUCCCAAACUUUUUCUGUCAUGGCCCCCUUUCAUCAUGGGGGGAACAUCAUAUGCCUCCCCCCAUGCCCUCUAACCUACCCAUAAAAAUAUGGUAUACAUUUUACUCAAGAAACAGUACAAACAAACACCAGUACCUGGUUUCCCUUCCAUAUUGAAAUCAAGAAGAAAAAAUUAUAGGAGAAAUAAACCAGGUAACUGCUGUGCAAUGUCACAUGUAUCCAUAUCAAUGAAGACUACUAAGGGCCAAUUUAUUUUGUAGUUGAAAUCAGGGGCGCAACUUUCACUGGGGACAGGGGGGACAUAUCCCCCCCACAUUCUGAAAUUGCAUUCCAAUAGAACCGUUACCAAUUAUCACUCAUUUUGAGAAAUACCGCUCAUAACGUAGAGAGAGGAGAGCUUCUUUGGUUUAUAAUUAAUCCAUGAGGUGCUCUUUGAUCAUUGGAUGAAAUACUAUAGAACAAAAAUAAGUUGCUGCUGGAUAGUAAACAAUGCCGGAACAGCCUUUGUGCAAACAAACUUCUAGAAGUAAUCAAGGCACUCUUAUUUAAAAGCCUUUAAUUUAUUAAGGCUUAUGCAUGGCAAGAAUAAGAAACCACCGAUGCGUUGCGGCUAGAGCAUGGCGCUUGUAUCGAUCCCCGGGACCACCCAUACGUAAAAAUGUAUGCACACAUGACUGUAAGUCGCUUUGGAUAAAAGCGUCUGCUAAAUGGCAUAUUAAUAUUAAUUAAUUAAUAUUAAUUCAUUAAUUCAUAUUAAUAAUCAGGUUGAGAAACGUUCUCCAUUUGAAGAAUAUCCUUUUCUAUAUCAUUAUUAUUGGUGCUUAUGAAUUUACCAUGUUAAAUAUGACUGUACUACUUUAUUUGUUCCAAGUUAGCUCACAGAAUUAAGGGUUUGUUCUCCUGACAUUUUCGGCUGUGUUUCUUUCAAAAUCUUAGCUGUUUUCAUGGCUGUGGGGAAAUUAAAUAAUAUGCUCACUGAUUAUUAACUCGACCGAGAGAUGCCUCCACAAUGCAGAAUUUUCUACUACGCCCGAGUUAACUGAUGAAACUACUGUAGCUUCAGUCUGAAUUGAAAUUGGCUUUCUGACUUCCUGAUCAAGCUGUAAGGGCAAAUACCCCGUGGGAAACUGUUCAGGCAAACCAUGGAUGAACGUGCAUCCAUCCACCCGACCCCACAGAGAGAACGUUUCAGCACCAUGGAGUCUAUAACGGCUACUUAAGGAUGACACGAUUCAAGUAGGCCUGCCUAUAACAUGUUUUGCUUGAUGUGGAAUGAUUCAUGGCAUGUGUAAUAACAUGCUUUUUAUGUCAAUGUCAAAUUUGAGCCAGAAGGAAAAUGUCACUGACAUUUCAGGGGCCCUUGAUACUUUUAAUUCUAUUAACACACAUUUGUUAAAAGUUUAUACAGAUACUGCAUUUUUCUCUGCUAGUUGUGACAUUGGAUUUAAUUUAUGUCUAUAAUUCAUGUUCAUGUGUGUUGCACCAGGCAUUAUAGCCUAGCCUAGCUAUGCUUGACUAAUGACUAAUGACUAAUGAGAUACAUGUCCUAAUGGGGAGAUCAUAUUCCCAUGGCCGUCAAUGGAUCCCCAAAGAAUCAGAGUUUACACACGCUGCUCUCUCCUGAGAGAGAGAGAGACAUCCCUUCCCUACUGUCUUUAUGCUUGAUUGACAUCCUUCAUUGAGAAAUGUUCUGCUGUUGCAGGUCCGGGACACACCAGUCUUUCAUUGCGGCCUGAUUCUAGUUAAUGUGUCUGCAAACUAUAACAACAUUAUAAUAUGCUGUAUGAUGGACCUGAUCAAACUUUCAAGAGAGGAGAAGUCACUUCUCUGUGUAUGUGGACUUUUUCAGCUGUGACAGCAAAAGCUGUAGAAAUACUCCAUUUUCAGAGAAACACGGGAGAAGCUCUCAUACUCACACACAGACACUCACACAUUCUCAAUCCCCCCCUCUCUCUUUCUCACUCUCUCUCUCUGUAUGUCUUUCUCUACCUCUGGAGUGUCUGUGCUGGAAUUAGAGACAGUGGGUGAAGGUGAGGAGCAGAGAGCUGUAGAACAGGAAGUGAUCCUGGAUAGAAAUACGAGAUGUGCCAAAGGAGAGCUGGAAGGCUCUGGCUAAUUUCACUCUGUCUGUCUCACUGUCACUGUCUUUCUGUCUGUGGGAACAUCAGUUUAAUCUUAUCAGUUGAGGCCUGUGUUUGAUCCAUCAUAUGUCACACAGCUGUUGACUGAUCAGGCGAGUGUGGCCAGAUGUCAGCCAGCUGUCUGUGACACAGCAGAAGGCUAGACGUGUGUGUGGAGAGGGGAACGGGGGCGGGGGUCAUAACAGAUAGGACAAAAAACAAAUACGUUUGUGACACCUCCAACAUGAGAGUUAAUGUUAGAACUUGGUCUCAUUUUAGCUUGCUCUUUCCCUCUUUCUCUCUUCUCUUCUUUCUCUCUUCUCCUCUUUCUCUUUUCUCUCUUCUCUUCUUCCUCUCUUCUCCUCUUUCUCUUUUCUCUCUCCUCUUCCCCCCCACCCCCCCCCCCCCCCCCCCCCACACACACACACACACACAAACACACAUACAUUUACAAAAUACACAAAAAACACACACAGCCCAGAGAAGAUAGAGCAGAUGCCCACCCAGCUUCAGUCAGACUGCCAGGCCUGUUCUGAAGAGUAGGAGGUUUCAAUAGGUUUCCAUCCUAACUGUGGUGGCAGCAGUAGCAGAAGCACCUCUGCUGUUGCCUCAUUGAGCCAUCCAACCCUAUGCAUUUCACUGACAUUCCAGCCCGCAGUAGCAGAAGCACCUCUAGCAGCAGUAGUAGAAGCACAUCUAGCAGCAGUAGGAUAAUCACCUUUAGCAGCACCUCUAGCAGCAGUAGCAGAAGCAUCUCUAGCAGCAGUAGCAGCAGCACCUCUAGCAGCAGUAGAAGCAGCACCUCUAGCAGCAGUAGAAGCAGCACCUCUAGCAGCAGUAGAAGCAGCACCUCUAGCAGCAGUAGAAGCAGCACCUCUAGCAGCAGUAGAAGCAGCACCUCUAGCAGCAGUAGAAGCAGCACCUCUAGCAGCAGUAGAGCAGUAGUAGCAGCAGCACCUCUAGCAGCAGUAGCAGUAGUAGCAGCAGCACCUCUAGCAGCAGUAGAAGUAGUAGCAGCAGCAGUGUGUUGCUGUGGGGGUGGGGAUAUCCAACACUUUCUCUGCUGUUGCCUCAUUGAGCCAUCCAACCCUAUGCAUUUCACUGACAUACCAGCCCACAGAGAUCAAUAAAGGCAGAGAGGACAGGGGAGUGUGCGUGCGUGCGUGUGUGUGUUUUGUCUUUGCAUGUGUGUGCGUGCGUGGGGUUAGGGGGGGUUGGAAAAGGAGCGAUACAAACAGAGAUACUGAGAUUGGUUGGGAUCCUUAUAUGGGCCUAUAUGUGCUGAUUCCACACAUAAGCAGCAUAUUAUAGAACGCUUGGCACGAUGAAUCACAGAGCAGAGGGGCUGUUACAUCAGAGGGUUUGCUCAGUCAUUGGCAGCAUGGACAGGCCAGAAAAUAGAUUAGAUAGGCUGAUACUGUACAUAGAUGGAUCCCAUAGAUCUGUCAAUCAGGAAAUGUGUGUGUAUGUGUGCGUGUAAGAGAGAAAGAGACAGAGAGACAGAGCGAGAGACAGAGAGCGAGACAGAGAGAGACAGAGAGCGAGACAGAGAGAAACAGAGAGAGAGACAGAGAGAGAGCAAGAGAGACAGAGAGAGAGAGAGAGAGAGAGAGAGAUAGAGAGAGAGAGAGAGAGAGAGAGAGAGAGAGAGACGGAGAGAGAGAGCGAUGCAGUGAAUUGUCCUAGAUUUCAGCACCACGCAGUUGGACCUAAACUGUAAUGGGAAAUAAAGUAAAUGAGAGUUAAAAAAAAUCUAAAAUACCAACUACUAAGCCAGUGUACAGAGGAAAAGUACUGGAUUGUGCUUAUUCACAGACAAAAUAGACUCAGAGUGUAGUUCACAUUAUGAAACCUAUCUCCAAAGAAAGGCCUGCAAUGAUAAAAAAAUGUCAAAAAAUCAUGUAAUGUAUCGCAUCAUGCUGAAAAUCUGUCACCUAAACUCUGACAUAAUAGUAUAGCACUGAACUGAUUUAUGGAAGAGAGGGUCAAUCUCAGAGUGAAGCAUUAUUGUUUUGGGAUGACAAGUGGAACCCUAGCCAGUCAGGGUCAGUUUGCUACCUCUAUAUAGGACUAUUCUGAGACGUGAUCUAUCAGAGGUGUUGGCAGACAACAUGAUAAACAGCUGCAAUACUGGACAUCUCAGGGAAAAUAACAUUUCCAUUAUUUUGUUGGCAAAAUGACCCAUAAAUAACGGUGCUGACAGGUAAUGGGAUGGACAUGGUGAUAGAUAACAGGAUGGACAUGGUUAUUGAUAACAGGAUGGACAUAGUGAUAGAUAACAGGAUGGACAUGGUGAUAGAUAACAGGAUGGACAUGGUGAUAGAUAACAGGAUGGACAUGGUUAUUGAUAACAGGAUGGACAUGGUGAUAGAUAACAGGAUGGACAUGGUGAUAGAUAACAGGAUGGACAUUGUGAUAGAUAACAGGAUGGACAUGGUGAUAGAUAACAGGAUGGACAUGGUGAUAGAUAACAGGAUGGACAUGGUUAUUGAUAACAGGAUGGACAUGGUGAUAGAUAACAGGAUGGACAUGGUGAUAGAUAACAGGAUGGACAUGGUGAUAGAUAACAGGAUGGACAUGGUGAUAGAUGUUAUGAGUGCUCUUCACUUACUUGGUACCUCUCCACAGUUUCACUCAUACAUACACUGAGUGUAUAAAACAUUAAGAAUACCUUCUCUUUCAAUGACAUACACUGACCAGGAGAAUCCAGGUCAAAGCUAUGAUCCCUUAUUGAUGUCACUUGUUAAAUCCACUUCAAUGAGUGUAGAUGAAGGGGAGGAGACAGGUUAAAGUGUCAGAGUGGUGUGUGUGUGUGGAAUCAAACGCAGGAACCAGGAUGACGUUAAACACUUUAGUAAAUCCAAGAAUAGGACAAAAUAGCCUCCCCAACCGGGUGGCGCACAAUUACGCACUGAAACACUGUGCGGAAAACAAGAAAGAAGCGCACGCAGUGCAAACUCUCGAAAAAUACAACCACGAGAGACUGAUACGGCUGACACAGGCUGACACAAAACAAUAACGCAUAACACCUGACCCAAACACAAGCAACUAAAUAGGGAAAACAAUUAAGACCCAAAUAAGGGACAGGUGUUAAGAACAGACAAAACCAAACGAACAUGAAACAUAGAACGGUGACAGCUAGUACUCCGGAGACGACGACCGCCGAAGCCUGCCCGAACAAGGAAGAGGAGCAGCCUCGGCCGAAACCGUGACAUAAAGAAGGAUUUUAAAGCCUUGAAACAAUUGAGACAUGGAUUGUGUAUGUGUGCCAUUCAGAGGGUGAAUGGGCAAGACAAAAUAUUUAAGUGCCUUUGAACAGGGUAUGGUAGUAGGUGCAAGGCACACUGGUUUGUGCCAAGAACUGCAACGCUGCUGGGUUUUUCAUGUUUCCCAUGUGUAUCAAGAAUGGUCCACCACCCAAAGGACAUCCAGCCAACUUGACACAACUGUGGGAAGCAUUGGAGUCAACAUGGGCCAGCAUCCCUCUGGAAUGCUUUCGACACCUUGUAGAGUCCAUGCCCCGACGAAUUGAGGCUGUUCUGAGGGCAAAAGGAGAACUCAAUAUUAGGAAGGUGUUCUUAAUGUUUUGUACACUCAGUGUAUAUUGAUAACUGGGAUACAGUCUGGGAUGUAGUAUUAUUACUCUAUCUUUAGUAUAGUAGUGUUGGUACUGGUAGUAGUAGCACAUUUGGUUGUUGUUAAUAUGGUAAUACUGAAUGGUUUAAUCCCUAAUUGAAGCACUCAUUGUCUCAGGUAAAAUGCAGACAAUACAGGAGGGGAAGAGUGUGUGUUCGAGCAGCGAGUAUUACUGUAGUAGACUGUAGUUCCAUCAGCUAAGUCCCGACACAGAGGGAUUUACACAUGGUAGACUCUUUGUUGAAAUAUGAAAUGACUCCUCCCUCCCCAGUUCUCUCUCUCUCUCUCGCUCUCUCUCUCGCUCUCCCCCUCUCUCUCCCUCUCAAUGGAUGGAGUACAUUAAAAGCGUGUCAUCACAUUUUACCCCAAAUAUGACAUACAAGAAAGUGUGGGGGAAAAUAUUGAAUGGUGUUGCAUUAAUGUAAGUGAACUAUAAGUGAAUUUGUCCCAAUACCUUUGGUCCCCUAAAAUGGGGGUGGGACUAUGUACAGAAAGUACUGUCAUUUCUAAACGGUUCACCUGAUAUGGAUGAAAAUACCCUCAAAUUAAAGCUGACAGUCAGCACUUUAACAUCAUAGUCAUUGUAUCAUUACAAAUCCAAAGUGCUGGAGUACAGAGCCAAAACAACAACACAUAUUGUCACUGUCCCAAUACUUUUGGAGCUCACUGUAUGUGCUGUGUUCAGAGAAAGUGAAGGAAGAGCUUAUUUGAAGUGGGUGCUAAAAAGAUUGGAGGAGAAAAGGAUUGAUUGGUUUGUUCUAUAAACAGGGAAUGAAAGGGAGAGCAGACGUAGAGGGAGCUUUGGUAUUGUUCUAUAAAGCAUUAAGUGAGUGGAUGUAGUGUCUCCCAAGUGGCGCAGUGGUCUAAGGCACUGUAUUGCAGUGCUAGCUGUGCCACUAGAGAUCCUGGUUCGAAUCCCACGGGGCCAGUAAAAAAAAGAUAUAUAUAUACAAAAAGAAUGAUGUAUGCACUCACUAACUGUAAGUCGCUCUGGAUAAGAGUGUCUGCUAAAAUGUAGUGUAUUUUGUUGUCUGCUAGCAAUGAUACCAUUCCCUUUUCAAGAACCUAAAGAGUGGGUAUGAGUCUGAGGGGAUAAUAGCAUUGCUCUCUGCCCAGGAGUUCAGCCCUACAGCUGAGCUGUUACUGGUGGUCUGGUGUCUCAAAGCUAACAAUGUGAUACAGGUCUGGCUGUGAGGGUGAAAAAACAUAACAUCUCGCAGGGACUCUGUGCAGUAUGUUCAUGACCCCCAGACACCUUAGGCCCAUAUCUCCCUCACUAGUGUUGUGGUUGUCCCUGAAAUAUAUGAAAAUGAAUUAUUUAUUGAUAUGCUGUUAUAUCAUAUUGACAUGCAUUGUGACAUUUGUCUCUGUGUCUUUCUGCAGGUACGUAUCAAGGCCAGUGGGUGGGGGGGAUGCGGCAUGGAUACGGCAUGCGGCAGAGUGUGCCAUACGGCAUGGCAGCCAUCAUCCGCUCUCCGCUGCGUACCUCCAUAAACUCCUUGCGCUCGGAGCACAGUAACGGGACGGCUCUGCUCGCGGACCGGGCCGGCGUGGGGAGUGGGGGCGGGACGGGCUCCACCGGCAGCCCGGCCGUGUCGCGGGGGGGUUUCGUGCUCACGGCACACAGCGAGGCAGAGCUGCUGAAGGGCAAGAAAAAGGGUCUGUUCCGAGGUCGCUCCAUCCUCAGCGGACUCAAACUGAGGAAGUCUGAGUCCAAGAGCUCCCUGGCCAGCCAGCGCUCCAAGCAGAGCUCGUUCCGCAGCGAGGCAGGCAUGAGCACAGUCAGCUCGGUCAACUCUGACAUCAACUCCACUAUCAGCCUGGGAGAGGGCGAAGCUGAGCUGGCCAUCGCCGAGGAUGACGUGGACGCCACAGCAACAGAGACCUACUGCGGAGAUUGGAAGAACGACAAGCGCACGGGCUGUGGGGUGAGCCGGCGCUCGGACGGCCUGCACUAUGAGGGGGAGUGGGUGGGAAACAAGCGGCACGGGUACGGCUGCACCACCUUCCCUGACGGGACCAAGGAGGAGGGCAAGUACAAGCAGAACGUCCUGGUGAGCGGCAAAAGGAAGAACCUGAUCCCCCUCCGAGCCAGUAAGAUCAGAGAGAAGGUGGACCGGUCUGUGGACGCGGCCAAAAAGGCUGCGGACAUCGCCAAGCAGAAGGCUGAGAUCGCCAUGUCUAGGUAAGAUUCAGUAGCAGUGCCAUGUAUAGGCCUUAAGCCUAAUUUACACAUUCCGCUUCCGCGCCGUCCACUAGGUCCACUCGAAUGAAAUGAUCCAAUUCGUACGUCCGGUCACGAAAUCUCUGCGUCCACAGAACACUUCAAGGGACUUGCCCUGAUGAGGAUGUGGAAAACUGUGUGGAAAGGGGCGGACUUAAGUGGAAGGUGUAAAUUAGACCUUACUAGUAGGCCUUACUAGCAGCACGUCCAUGUGUAGGCCUUAUUACAGUAGUCUGCGUUCAAGUUUCAAGUUUUAUUUGACACAUGCACAAGUACAGUGAAAUGCUUAACUUGCAAGCCCUUCCCAACAGUGCAGUAUUCAAUAUCAAGAUAGUAUAACUAAAAAAAACAUGAGAAAUAGGAAAUAAGAGUGGAAGAACCACAUUUACAAUAUGCAGGGAUACUGGAAUAGUUGAGGUAGAUACAUGUAACUGCCAAAAUAAUGGAAAUACUUGGGUAAAUGAGGGAUAAAAAGUAUAUUGAAAGCAGGUGCUUCCACACAGGUGUGGUUCCUGAGUAAAUUAAGCAAUAAACAUCCCAUCAUGCUUAGUUUCAUGUAUAAAAAUGCUGGGCAGGACAUUAUUUUGGCCAUUAUUCUGGCUACCAUGGCUAUGCCCCCAUAGGAUGACAAUGCCCCCAAUUACAAGGUGGUCACUGAAUGUUUUGAUGAGCAUGAAAAUUAUUUAAACCAUAUGCCAGGGCAGUUUAAGUCACCAGAUCUCAACUCAAUUGAACACUUAUGGGAGAUUCUGAAGCGGCGCCUGAGACAGCAUUUUGCACCACCAUCAACAAAACACAAAAUGAUGGAAUUUCUCGUGAAAGAAUGGUUUCGCAUCCCUCCGAUAGAGUUCCAGACACACUGUUCUGGCUCAUGGUGGCCCAACGCCCUAUUAAGACACUUUACGUUGUUUCCUUUCAUUGGGCAGUUACCUGUAUGUACAUGUAGACAGGGAUUAGGAGAAAGUGACUGGUAGCAGGAUAAAUAAUAAUUAUAGUAAACAAUAUGGCAGGAGGAUAAGCGGUGGGUGGGUGUGUGCAUGGUGGUAUGUGUGUGGGUGUUAGUGUGAGUAUAUGAGUGUGCAAGAGUGUCAGUGUAGGCGUGUGUGAGGGUAGCUAGUGGGUAAGAGCGUUGUGCCAGUAACCGAAAGGUCGCUGGUUCUAAUCCCCGAGCCGACUAGGUGAAAAAUCUUUCGAUGUGCCCUUAAGCAAGGCACUUAACCCUAAUUGCUCCUGUAAGUCGCUCUGGAUAAGAGCGUCUGCUAAAUGACUAAAAUGUAAAUGUAAAAUGUAAAAGUCUCAUUGCUUGGGGUUGGAAGCUGUCUCGGAGCCUGUUGGUCCAAGACCUGAUACUCUGGUACCGCCUGCCGGACGGAAGCAGAGAGAACAGUCUAUGGCAGGGGUGGCUGGAGUCUUUGGCAAUUUUUCGGGCCUUCCUCAGACACUGCUUGGUGUGUAUGUCCUGAAUGGCUGGGAUCUCGCCCCCAGUGAUGUGCUGAGCCGUCUGCACCACCAUCUGUAGGGCAUUGCGGACGAGGGCGUUGCAGUUGCCAUACCAGGCAGUGAUGUAGCCAGUCAAGAUGCUCUCAAUGGUGCAUCUGUAGAAGUUCUUAAGGGUUUAAGGGGCCAUGCCAAAUCUCUUCAGCCUCCUGAGGGUGAAGAGGCGCUGUCCAUGUUAAGUUAUCAGUGAUGAGGACGGCAAGAAACUUAAAGCUCUUGACCCUCUCCACUGUGGCCCCGUCAAUGUGGAUGGGGGUGUGCAUCCCCCCCGCCCCCUUUUUCCUGUAGUCCACGAUCAGUUCCUUGGUCUUGCUGACGUCGAGGUGGAGAUUGUAGUCCUGGCACCACACUGCCAGGUCUCUAAAUUUGGUUAGCAUUUCUAUGUCUCGUCGCCGUGAUCAGUCCUACUACCGUUGUGUCGUCAUCAAACGUGAUGAUGGAGUUUGAGCCGUGCGUGACCAUACGGUCGUGGGUGAACAGGGAGUACAGGACAGGACUAAGUACACACCCCUGGGGGGCCCCGUGUUGAGGGUCAGCGUGGCAGCGGUGUUGUUGCCUACCCUCACCACCUGGGGGCAGCCCAUCAAGAAGUCCAGGAUCCAUUGCAGAGGGAGGUGUUCAGUCCCAGGAUCCCAAGCUUGGUGACGAGCUUGGAGGGGACUAUGGUGCGUGUUGAACGCUGAGCUGUAGUCAAUUAACAGCAUUCUCACAUACACAGUAUACACACAGCAUUCUCAGGAGGCUGGUAGAGGGUCAGCUUUGGGUUAAGCUGGAUGAAUGGAGAGCUUAUAGUAUCUCCAAACAGCAUUUACUAGGGCUUAGUUUGUGGAUGCAUCCCCUACUGGAUGAAGACUGGCUUUCACUUUCUGAUUAGACUGAGGAACUACACUGAACAAAAAUAUAAACGCAACAUGUAAAGUGUUUCCAUGUUGCAUGAGCUGAAAUAAAAGAUCCCAAAAAUGUUCCAUACGCACAAAAAUCUUAUUUCUCUCAAAUUUUGUGCACAAAUUUGUUUACAUCCCUGUUGGUGAGCAUUUCUCCUUUGCCAAGAUAAUCCAUCCACCUGACAGGUGUGGUAUAUCCAGAAGCUGAAUAAAGAGCAUGAUCAUUACACAGGUGCACCUUGUUUUGACGGAGUGUGCAAAUGGCAUGAUGACUGCAGGAAUGUCCACCAGAGCUGUUGCCAGAGAAUUAAAUGUUAAUUUCUCUACCAUAAGCCACCUCCAACGUCAUUUUAGAAAAUUUGGCAGUGCGUCCAAACGGCCUCACAACCGCAGAUCAUGUGUAUGGUGUUGUGUGGUCGAGCGGUUUGCUGAUGUCAGCACUGUGAACAGAGUGCCCCAUGGUGGCGGUGGGGUUAUGGUAUGGGCAGGCAUAAGCUACGGACAACGAACACAAUUGCAUUUUAUCGAUGGCAAUUUGAAUGCACAGAGUUACUGUGACGAGAUCCUGAGGCCCAUUGUUGUGCCAUUCAAUCGCCGCCAUCACCUCAUGUUUCAGCAUGAUAAUGCAGGCCCCUUGUUGAAAGGAUCUAUACACAAUUCCUGGAAGCUGAAAAUGUCCCAGUUCUUCCAUGGACUGCAUACUCACCAGACAUGUCACCCAUUGAGCAUGUUUGUGAAACUCUGGAUCGACAUGUACGACAACGUGUUCCAGUUCCCGCCAAUAUUCAGCAACUAGCACAACAUUGAAGAGGAGUGGGACAACAUUCCACAGGCCACAAUCAACAGCCUGAUCAACUCUAAGCGAUGGAGAUGUGCCACGCUGCAUGAGGCAAAUGGCGGUCACACUAGAUACAGACUGGUUUUCUGAUCCACGCCCCUAUCUUUUUUUAAAAAGGUAUCUGUGACCAACAGAUGCAUAUCUGUAUUCCCAGUCAUGUGAAAUCCAUAGAUUAGGGCCUAAUUAACUUAUUUAAAUUGACUGGUUUCCUUAUAUGAACCAUUACUCAGUAAAAUCUUAGAAAUUGUUGCAUGUUGCGUUUAUAUUUUUGUUCAGAAUAGAAGACUAUGGUAACAUUGUGCUAUAUAUCACAUUGGGUUUCUUUGAACUAAAUAUCCUCAGGGAGUAUUUAUUUAGUGAUAAACAAGGGUUGGACUACAUAGAGGGCUGCUCUUGGAUAUCACACAUGGAUGUGGAAAUCUGAAUGGUGUCAUGGCUAUAUAAACUAUCACAUCCCUCUUUCAAACCGCAUGUGCAUUUGUUUGUAUGUGCGUGUGUAUGUCAAAUCAAAUCAAAUUCUAUUUCUCACAUGCUUCGUAAACAACAGUGAGAUACUUACAUACAGGUCCUUCCUAACAAUGCAGAGAGAUAGAUAAAUAAUGUGUGUGUGUGUGUGUGUGUGUGUAGGUGUGUGCUUGCCUGUGUGUUUGUCAGUGUUUGUGUGUGGUUGACAGAGAGGGAUAAAUAAAAAGUGUAAUUAGGCCAUAAGCUUUCAUAACAGAAUAUUUGUGUGUGAUCUGCCUGUUUAUUCACUUAGUUCACUCCUGUGUUGGGCCAUGGAGGCCUGGUCUACUCCUGGAGGGAUGUGGGAGAAAGGCAUUAUGAGAAAAAGAGAGGGAGAGAAAGCAAGAGAGAGAGAGAGAGAGAAGAGGGAGGAAGCGAUUUCCGCAUUAUGCCAACAGUGUUGGCAGACAGCCGGAAAGAGACCAGGAAGGCUGAACUGGAGGCUGGCCCACGCACGCACACACACAAUUUGCUCAUGCACAGGCAAACAAAUGUUCAAACACCCAUGCUUACAACAUUCAUACCCAGCACACUCCUCCAAGAACUCCAAAGUCUUAAAGGGCAAUUCCACCACUUUUGUGUUUUUGUGUCUGUAUACACACGUACAAUGCCUUCCACAUUUUGUUGUGUUACAGCGUGAAUUUAAAAUGUAUUACAUUUAGAUUGUGUCACUACACACAAUACCCCAUAAUGUCAAAGUGGAAUUAUGUUUUCAGAAAUCUUUGCUAAUAAAUAAAAAAUGAAAUGCUGAAACAUCUUGUGUUAUGUUCCCUAGCAAGAAGCAAAAACGUGUCACUCAAACAGAAGGGGGAACUAACAGUCACUGACAACAAUCAAAAUGAAACAGGUGGGGUUUUAGGAGGGGUUCUGAAAGACACUCAUGGGGGUGUCCACUGAAAGUUAACUAGCAACAACAACUGGAACCUAAAAGACACCAACCAUAAGCGCCCACUAAAUUUGCCCACUAAGAGGCAAACAAAAGAAAAACCCACACCAAACUUAAUGACAGGAAUCAAACCAAAAACGGUGGAGUAAAACAAAAACAGGGAAGAUCCGAUAAAGGAUUGUCUUUCUAGAAAUUUAAUAAGGAGCGCCAACUAAAAGAGAUAACCCUCCACAUCUCGCACGACAACUGGAGCACUGGGCCAUCCAAUCUUAGAUAUCACCUGGGCCAGCACAGGUCAAACACCUUCCCACAAACGAGAUGACAAACCAGCACAGGGGUAACACAUACUGACUAACGAGGUGACACCAAUCGGUGCGCCCCAUGUGCUAAUGACAACCUCGAAAUAUAAAUGGAAAAACCAAAGCCUGAAACACUUGAGUAGUAGUCAAUAAGUAGUCAACCCCUUUGUUAUGGAAAGUCUAAAUAAGUUCAGGAGUAAAAAUGUGCCUAAUAAGUUGCAUGGAAUCCAUCUAUGUGCAAUAAUAGUGUUUAACGUGAUUUCUGAAUGACUACCUCAUCUCUCUACUCCACACACACAAUUAUCUGUAAGGUCCCUCAGUUGAGCAGAGAAUUUCUGUCAUACGUAUUGUACCACAACCAGAAAGACCAUGGAGGUUUUCCAAUGCCUCGCAAAGAAGGGCACCUAUUGGUAGAUGUGUAAAAAAAAAAAAUGCUGAAAUUAAAUAUCCCUUUGAGCAUGGUGAAUUUAUUAAUUAACCUUUGGAUGGUGUAUCAAUACACUCAGUCACUACAAAGAUACAGGCGUCCUUCCUAACUCAGUUGCUGGAGAGGAAGGAAACCUCUCAGGGAUUUCACCAUGAGACCAAUGGUGACUUUAAAACAGUUACAGAGUUUAAUGGCUGUGAUAGGGGAAAACUGUUUGCAGUAAGGCAAUAAAGUAAAACUGCAAAAUAUGUGGCAAAGAAAUUAACUUUAUGUCCUGAAUACAAAGUGUUAUGUUUUGGUCAAAUCCAACACAACACAUCGCUGAGUACCACUCUUCAUAUUCUCAAGCAUGGUGGUUGCAUCAUUUUAUGGGUAUGCUUGUCAUCGGCAAGGACUAAGGAGUUUUUUAGGAUACAAAAUAAACGGAAUAGACUUAAGCACAGGCCAAAAAAUAUCAAUUUUAUCAAUUUUGAGGCUAUAACACAACAAAAUGUGGAAUAAGUCAAGGGGUAUGAAUAUUUUUCGAAGGCACUGCACAUGCAAGGGUAUGUACAGUGGGGGAAAAAAGUAUUUAGUCAGCCACCAAUUGUGCAAGUUCUCCCACUUAAAAAGAUGAGAGAGGCCUGUAAUUUUCAUCAUAGGUACACGUCAACUAUGACAGACAAAAUGAGAAAAAAAAUCCAGAAAAUCACAUUGUAGGAUUUUUAAUGAAUUUAUUUGCAAAUUAUGGUGGAAAAUAAGUAUUUGGUCAAUAACAAAAGUUUCUCAAUACUUUGUUAUAUACCCUUUGUUGGCAAUGACACAGGUCAAACGUUUUCUGUAAGUCUUCACAAGGUUUUCACACACUGUUGCUGGUAUUUUGGCCCAUUCCUCCAUGCAGAUCUCCUCUAGAGCAGUGAUGUUUUGGGGCUGUCGCUGGGCAACACGGACUUUCAACUCCCUCCAAAGAUUUUCUAUGGGGUUGAGAUCUGGAGACUGGCUAGGCCACUCCAGGACCUUGAAAUGCUUCUUACGAAGCCACUCCUUCGUUGCCCGGGCGGUGUGUUUGGGAUCAUUGUCAUGCUGAAAGACCCAGCCACGUUUCAUCUUCAAUGCCCUUGCUGAUGGAAGGAGGUUUUCACUCAAAAUCUCACGAUACAUGGCCCCAUUCAUUCUUUCCUUUACACAGAUCAGUCGUCCUGGUCCCUUUGCAGAAAAACAGCCCCAAAGCAUGAUGUUUCCACCCCCAUGCUUCACAGUAGGUAUGGUGUUCUUUGGAUGCAACUCAGCAUUCUUUGUCCUCCAAACACGACAAGUUGAGUUUUUACCAAAAAGUUAUAUUUUGGUUUCAUCUGACCAUAUGACAUUCUCCCAAUCCUCUUCUGUAUCAUCCAAUGGGCACUCUAGCAAACUUCAGACGGCCUGGACAUGUACUGGCUUAAGCAGGGGGACACGUCUGGCACUGCAGGAUUUGAGUCCCUGGCGGCGUAGUGUGUUACUGAUGGUAGGCUUUGUUACUUUGCUCACCGUUCUUGUGAUCAUUUUGACCCCACGGGGUGAGAUCUUGCGUGGAGCCCCAGAUCGAGGGAGAUUAUCAGUGGUCUUGUAUGUCUUCCAUUUCCUAAUAAUUGCUCCCACAGUUGAUUUCUUCAAACCAAGCUGCUUACCUAUUGCAGAUUCAGUCUUCCCAGCCUGGUGCAGGUCUACAAUUUUGUUUCUGGUGUCCUUUGACAGCUCUUUGGUCUUGGCCAUAGUGGAGUUUGGAGUGUGACUGUUUGAGGUUGUUGACAGGUGUCUUUUAUACUGAUAACAAGUUCAAACAGGUGCCAUUAAUACAGGUAACGAGUGGAGGACAGAGGAGCCUCUUAAAGAAGAAGUUACAGGUCUGUGAGAGCCAGAAAUCUUGCUUGUUUGUAGGUGACCAAAUACUUAUUUUGCACCAUAAUUUGCAAAUAAAUUCAUUAAAAAUCCUACAAUGUGAUUUUCUGGAAAGAAAAAUUCUCAAUUUGUCUGUCAUAGUUGACGUGUACCUAUGAUGAAAAUUACAGGCCUCUCUCAUCUUUUUAAGUGGGAGAACUUGCACAAUUGGUGGCUGACUAAAUACUUUUUUCCCCCACUGUAUUUGCUAUAUUUGGUCCCUCUCUAAAACUCAAAUCCUAUGUAAGCUCAUCAAACUCUUCCAGACACACUCGCCACAGCUAAGUAUCUACAGUGGCUUGCGAAAGUAUUCACCCCCCUUGACAUUUUUCCUAUUUUGUUGCCUUACAACCUGGAAUUAGAAUGGAUUUUGUGGGGGUUUGUAUCAUUUGAUUUACACAACAUGCCUACAACAUUGAAGAUGCAAAAUAUUUUUAUUGUGAAACAAGCAAAAAAAAAAAAAAAAAAUUGAGCGUGCAUAACUAUUCACCCCCCUCAAAGUCAAUACUUUGUAGAGCCACCUUUUGCAACAAUUACAGCUGCAAGUCUCUUGGGGUAUGUCUCUAUAAGCUAGGCACAUCUAGCCACUGGGAUUUUUGCCCAUUCUUCAAGGCAAAACUGCUCCAGCUCCUUCAAGUUGGAUGGGUUCCGCUGGUGUACAGCAAUCUUUAAGUCAUACCACAAAUUCUCAAUUGGAUUGAGGUCGGUGCUUUGACUAGGCCAUUCCAAGACAUUUAAAUGUUUCCCCUUAAACCACCCGAGUGUUGCUUUAGCAGUAUGCUUAGGGUCAUUGUCCUGCUGGAAGGUGAACCUCCAUCCCAGUCUCAAAUCUCUGGAAGACUGAAACAGGUUUCCCUCAAGAGUUUCCCUGUAUUUAGCGCCAUCCAUCAGUCCUUCAAUUCUGACCAGUUUCCCAGUCCCUGCCGAUGAAAAACAUCCCCACAGCAUGAUGCUGCCACCACCAUGCUUCACUGUGGGAAUGGUGUUCUCAGGGUGAUGAGAGGUGUUGGGUUUGCGCCAGACAUAGCGUUUUCCUUGAUGGCCAAAAAGCUCAAUUUUAGUCUCAUCUGACCAGAGUACCUUCUUCCAUAUGUUUGGGGAGUCUCCCACAUGGCUUUUGGCGAACACCAAACUUGUUUGCUUAUUUAUUUUUUUAAGCAAUGGCUUUUUUCUGGCCACUCUUCCAUAAAGUCCAGCUCUGUGGAGUGUACGGCUUAAAGUGGUCCUAUGGACAGAUACUCCAAUCUCCACUGUGGAGCUUUACAGCUCCUUCAGGGUUAUCUUUGGUCUCUUUGUUGCCUCUGAUUAAUGCCCUCCUUGUCUGAUCCGUGAGUUUUGGUGGGCGGCCCUCUCUUGGCAGGUUUGUUGUGGUGCCAUAUUCUUUCAAUUUUUUAAUAAUGGAUUUAAUGGUGCUCCGUGGGAUGUUCAAAGUUUCUGAUAUUUUUUUAUAACCGAACCCUGAUCUGUACUUCUCCACAACUUUGUUCCUGACCUGUUUGGAGAGCUCCUUGGUCUUCAUGGUAUCGCUUGCUUGGUGGUGCCCCUUGCUUAGUGGUGUUGCAGACUCUGGGGCCAUUCAGAACAGGUGUAUAUAUACUGAGAUCAUGUGACAGAUCAUGUGACACUUAGAUUGUACACAGGUGGACUUUAUUUAACUAAUCAUGUGACUUCUGAAGGUAAUUGCUUGCACCAGAUCUUAUUUAGGGGCUUCAUAGCAACGGGUUGUGAAUACAUAUGCACGCACCACUUUUCCGUUAUUUAUUUUUUAGAAUUUUUUUAAACAAGUUAUUUUUUUAAUUUCACUUCACCAAUUUGGACUAUUUUGUGCAUGUCAUUACAUGAAAUCCAAAUAAAAAUCCAUUUAAAUCACAGGUUGUAAUGCAACAAAAUAGGAAAAAUGUAAUGGGGGAUGAAUACUUUUGCAAGGCACUGUACGCAAGGCACACUGGCUACAGCUAAGUAUCUACACAGGGCACACACUAAGUACGUAUCUACACCUCGCUACAGCAGGAGAUGGCAACCCAUGUCAGCUGACUCAGUGUGGCACUGUUGUAGAAUGGAGGGAGAGGAGAGGAGAAGAACUGGGGUAAGAUAAUGAGGUCAGAGCUGUACGAAGGUUCAGUAGGAACCCCAAAUAAGACACAUAUAGCCCAGCAUUUACUGCAGUUGUCUGGGGGAAGGACAGAGAUUUUUUUAUUUUAUAUACAGGAACAAUAGCAGUCACUGCUUUACUUUGCAGCUGUGCUAAAAUACAGUGAGGAGAACAUGGGUAGCAUAUGUCUGUCUGUCUGUGAGGAGCAGAGAGGACAGGGGAGCACAUUUCGAGGAACACUGUGUGAGAAGAGAGAUUGACCUCAACCAUUCUGUGCUAGAAAUUGGAAUUGCCUCUAGAGCAGUUAUCUGGUGCAUACAGUACUCAGGUUAACCCAUAUAUUAUGAGAGGGAAGGUUUUUUCCUUGUAGAACACAAAGACAAAAGUUACUGUAAGAGGUAAGAUACCAAGCACUAAUGCAUAGUCAAAGAAUAAUAUAGACAACAUAUAUUUUGGACAACAAACACUCUCUCACACAUGCACACACUCACAAACAGGGGCAAAGGGAGACCAAAGUAACAGUAGACAGAAAGAGAUGUUUGUGAGAUGUCCUAAAUAGGGUAAAUAAGCUUUCAGAGUCCCUGUGUCAUGUAGGUCAUGUUUAAAACAGAAUAAUGUCCUCCACACAUGUGCUGCUGAUGAGGCACUGAUACCGGAAACAAGCAUGAAUCAUCUCCGGCUCCGCUCAACUCCAUCUUGAUGUAACUUAUUAAAAAGAGGCAGCUUACAUGUGUCAUCCUGAGGAUUAGUGAGACACCUUGUGUCCCAAAUGGCACCCUAUUCCCCAUAGGGCUCUGGUGAAAACUAGUGCACUAUAUAGGGAAUAGGGUGCCAUUUGGGACUGAGCCUCUCUCUCAUGCCUUGCCAUGUCUUCGCUAUGCCUUAGUCAGGCCAUUCUAGGUUAUUUAAGGUUGUAAGCAUGGCCCCUUUUACAGUAACAUAAGGUUAGCAGCUUUUCUCAAGACAAAUACACUGAGUGUACAAAACAUUAUGAACACCUGCUCUUUCCAUGACAUCGACUGACCAAGUGAAUCCAAGUAAAGGCUAUGAUCCCAUAUUGAUGUCAAUAUCCACUUCAAUCAGUGUAGAUUAAGGGGAGGAGAUAGGUUAAAGAAGGCCUUGAGACAAUUGAGACAGGGAUUGUAUGUGUGUGCCAUUCAGAGGGUGAAUGGGCAAGACAAAAGUUUUAAAUGCCCUUGAACGGGGUAUGGUAAUAGGUGCCAGGCGUUGGGCUUUUAUGGUGACCAUAUUACCGCCACACCGGCAGUCUUGAGUCAUGACGGCAGUCAAAUUCCACGUGACCGUUUAGUCAAGGUAAUUAGGCUUUUCCAAGCUCUGAUGCUGCAAACUUGCUAACUGCCUAGUACUCAGCACUCUAUUGUCCCUCUAAUCACUCUGACAUCAAUGCAAAUGUUAUCCAAAAUAUAAUCAAACACUUACAUUUACAUUUACAUUUUAGUCAUUUAGCAGACGCUCUUAACCAGAGCGACUUACAGGAGCAAUUAGGGUUAAGUGCCUUGCUCAAGGGCACAUUAACGUCAUUUAGCAGACGCUCUUAGCCAGAGCGACUCACAAAUUGGUGCGUUCACCCUAUAGCCAGUGGGAUAACCACUUUACAAUUUGGGGGGGGGGGGGAUUGGAUUAUUUCUCGCACUUCAUGAGUGCCCAUGAGCUCAUGUUGCGCAACAUUUCUAUAGGCUAUGCAAUUGCGUGAGAAAACAGAGUGAUGGCCUCUAUUAAAAAGAGAAGGAUCCUAUCAGCUAGGCCUACUAUAUUUAUUUCUCAACUUUCCUAAUAUUAAGCACUGCUUCUCUUUACAACAGGUGUAUAGCCUACCUGGCUGGCAUGAAAAUGAACCACGUGAAAAGCGUCCUCCAUUCGCUAUUUAAACGCAUAGAUGACGUAUUUUUUUCCGCUGCCCCUGUUUCAAGGGCAGGUGCAUGAUAAUGGUCAAUUUUAAAUCAAAACAAAUUUCACACAUAAAUGAUUUAGUAUAUGUAAAGACAAGAUUAAAUCAAGAAUAGUGUGAUGGGUGACAAUAUUAGCCUAUCACUUGUGGAUUAUAUAUUAUCACUUGUGAAUGAUGCCCAGCUUAAGGCAAACAGCGCAUUAAUUUUUUGGCGACUUCUUCAAAUCAUAGUCGCACACCUCAUGUAGCCUAGCCCAUAGGCCUAUAUUUUUUUAUAAGGUUUGUAUCACAACUAAAGUGGCCAAUAACUUCUUAAAAUAAAGCACAUUAAUCUGCUUUACAACUGGUAUACAUAUGCAGCGCGUGAGUUUCAAGUUUGGGGAAGAUAAUUUUCACCAUAAAAAUGCACCUUUAUAAUAAAAGCAAUACAUGCAUAAUCGCAUUUGUGGUCACGUUUGAGAAUGGUGUUUUCCUGCUAAUGGAACAUUCGCGCUUAUAGCCUACUGCCGUGUGUGCAUUGCUGCGCUUAUAACGUGAAGAAAUAGCCUAAUAGUUUAUCAACAUUUUAAGCUAAACGUUCUCAUAUGUUGCGUCAGGCUCAUUGCUUAAAACAGGGUUUUUUUAUGCAAGUGGUUGUAUUAAUUUGGGAUCUAUCGCACCCCACAACUGUCCUAGACUAUGAUUGGAAUAUUUAUUUCUCGCACAAAAUAGAAUAGGUCAACUUUCCUACUAUGGGGGAUAGUAGAUGGACAUAGGCUAGUGCUUUUGCUGUACGGCAGGCCUACUCAUCUUGUUGGCUGACGAAAAGUAAAUGUGGAUAGUUCUUCCAAUAUCUUCAAUAUGCGCCUCGGAAUUGGAUAAGGACGUGUGCAGUUCCGUCCCCGAUGUGUCUGUCUUCACUUGUAGCCUGUGAGAAAGACCAAAUCACAUGACAGAGAGCCAUGUGAGUGAGAGGUGCUUCGGCAUGCAGCCGGGAGAAGGGAAUUAUAAUUAUUAUAUUCAGCCCAAGGGCACAACGGCCACUGGCCAUAAAAGGCAUGGAUUUUUUUAGGGGGCAUUACGGCCACACAAAGGGGAUGCAGCCGGGAAAUUCGAGGUAUUAUCAAGUGCUUGUCAAAUUGUGAACGAGAGACUGAUGAAGUGUGAACAGCCUGCGCAAAAAAACAAAGCAGAGCGCAUGCUUUUCAUAUGACUUUUUUCAAAUCAUCAUUAGAGUCGCAUCAUGCAGCCUUAGAAUGUAUUAAAAAAUCAAAAAAUAUAGCCCAACGUUUGUAUCACAACUCAAUUUACAUAAAUAACUGUAAAUUAAGCAUAUAGGAGUAUCUGUUUCUUUGUUAUCCGCACAUCACAGAAUAGCUGCAUGUGCGCAUUGUUUGGAAAAAAUAUCCUUUCUAUUUUAUUCAGCUAUCUUCAAUUGUAUUCUUCAUACUAUUAAAUAAUGCCACGGAAUUCUAAGCAAAUCUUGUCUGCUGAAUGAACUAGUGUAGCCCACAGCCAUAUGGCAUAGACAGAUCUAUCACGUUUCAGGAGAAGAUUCAGAUGCAGACAGUGUCGAAGUAACAAAAGUUUAUUACAAAAACAGGGGGCAGGCAAAUGACAGGUCAAGGGCAGGCAGAGGUCAGUAAUCCAGAUCAGAGUCCAAAAGGUACAGAACGGCAGGCAGGCUCAGGGUCAAGGCAGAAUGGUCAAAACUAGAAAACAGGAACUUGAAAAAGACAGGAGCAAGGGGAAAAACACUGGUCGGCUUAACGAAACUAAACGAACUGGCAACAGACAAACAGAGAACACAGGUAUAAAUACACUGGGGAUAAUGGGGAAGAUGGGCGACACUUGUAGGGGGGUGGAGACAAUCACAAAGACAGGUGAAACGGAUCAGGGUGUGACAGUACCCCCCCACUAGGGGCGCCACCUGGCGUCCUACCUGGGCGCAUACCUGGUUGACCGGGGUGCCGGCGUUGAAAGUCAGCGAUGAGGCCUGGGUCCAGGAUGUCCCUAGCGGGGACCCAGCGCCUCUCCUCCGGGCCAUAACCCUCCCAGUCAACCAGGUACUGGAAUCCCCUGCCUCGAGGUCGAACCUUCAGGAGACGCCUCACCACGUACGCCGGUUGGCCGUCGAUGACACGGGGGAGAGGGGUGGGCCUGGAAACAGGAGACAAAGGGCUGUGAGACAUGGGUUUGAUCCUAGACACAUGAAAAGUGGGAUGUAUACGUACGGGGCAACAGAAGACGAACAGCAGAGGGGCUAAUGAUCUUGAAGAUUGGGAAAGAGCCGAUAAACUGGGGGGAAAGUUUGCGGGACUCCACCCGGAGGGGCAGAUCUUGGGUGGACAGCCAUACCUUCUGCCCGAGACGAUACCGGGGAGCCGGGGUCCGGUGUCUUGUUGUCGAUACCUGGAAGGUGGUCUUGAGAGAAGAGCCGACCGGGCUCUCCUCCAGGUACGACGACAGCGGCGGACAAACAUCUGGGCCGAGGGUAUGCCAACCUCUUCCUCUUGCUUUGGGAAGAGCGGGGGCUGAUAACCCAGGGAACACUCAAAGGGUGAAAGACGUGUGGCAGAGCAGGGAAGGGUGUUGCCGGGCGUACUCGACCCACACUAGUUGCUGGCUCCAGGUGGUGGGGUUGGCGGAGACCAGGCAGCGCAGAGUCGUUUCCAGGUCUUGGUUAGCUCGCUCCGACUGGCGGUUGGACUGAGGGUGGAAACCGGAGGACAGGCUGGCCGACAACCCGAUGAGUGUGCAGAACGCCUUCCAUAACCAGGACGAGAACUGAGGACCCCGGUCGGAGACCAUGUCCACUGGGAGUGCAUGGAUCCGGAAGACAUGCUGCAGCAUGAGCUGGGCCGUGUCUUUGGCAGAGGGUAGCGUAGGGAGAGGAAUUAAGUGGGCGGCUUUGGAAAACCGGUACACAACUGUCAGGAUGGCAGUGUUGCCAUCAGAUGGGGGAAGACCCGUGACAAAGUCCAGGGUUACGUGAGACCAGGGACGGUGAGGAACAGGCAGAGGUUGGAGGAGACCAGCCUAAGCUUGCCGAUGAGUCUUGUUCUGUGCACAGAUCGUGCAGGCGGCGACGAACGUGGAGACGUCAGGAACCAUGGUAGGCCACCAAAUGCGUUGUCGCACAAAGGCCAGGGUCCAAUGGGACCCCGGAUGGCAGGCAAGCCUGGAGGAGUGGGCCCUCUCCAGGACCGAUGAGCGGACAGCGUCAGAAACAACGCUGGGACAGGACUGCCCCCACUCCGACAUCCGAAGUGUCAGCCUCCACCACGAACUGGCGGGAUGGGUCAGGAUGAACCAAGAUGGGAACAGUGUUGAAACGGUGUUUGAGGUCCCGGAACGCUGGGUCAGCAGCUGGGGACCAUGUGAACGGAACCUUGGGAGAGGUGAGUGCAGACAGGGGGAAGCCACGGUGCUAGAACCCCGGAUAAAGCAGCGUUAAAAGUUGGCAAACCCCAGGAAACGUUCCAGCUGCACUCUGGACGUUGGCUGGGGCCAAUCCACCACCACUCUCACCUUCCCGGGAUACAUCUGUACACUCCCUGCAGCGAUGAUGUAGCCCAGGAAGGGGAUGGUGGAGCGAUGGAAUUCGCAUUUCUCCGCUUUCACAAAAAGCUGGUUCUCCAGGAGGCGUUGGAGUACCUGUUCGACGUGGAGCACUUGUUCUUGUGCAGAGCGGGAGAAGACGAGGAUGUCGUCGAGGUAGACGAAGACGAACCGGUUCAACAUGUCACGGAUAACAUCAUUAACCAGGGCCUGGACCACAGCUGGAGCACUGUUAAGGCCAAAUGGCGUGACCAGAUACUCUUAGUGACCGCUGGCCGUGUUGAAGGCAGUCUUGCACUCGUCCCCCUCCCGUAUCUGCACCAGGUGGAGGCGUUCUGUAGGUCCAGCUUGGAGAACACGUUGGUCCCCUGGAGUGCCUCGAAUGCCGAAGAGAUGGGUGGUAGGGGGUAGCGGUUCUUCACCGUGAUGUCGUUGAGGCCCCGGUAGUCGAUGCACGGGCGCAGGAUUUUGUCCUUCUUCUCCAUAAAGAAGAACUCUGCACCGGCGGGGGAGGCAGAAGGACGGGUGAACCCGGCAGCUAGGGAGUCCUCAAUGUAGGUCUCAAUAGCCUUGGUCUCCGGACCCGACAACGAGUACAGUCGUCCCCGGGGCGAAGUGGUGCCUUGGAGAAGGUCGAUUCCGCAGUCGUAGGGUCGGUGCGGCAGAAGCGAAGUGACCCGGGCCUUACUGAACACCUCCCGGAUGUCCUGGUACUCCGCGGGAAUGGUGGAGAGGUCCGAGGCAACUUCCAAGCCCCCAGGAAGACGUCCCGGGGCAGGCUGAGCUGACUUCAGGCAAUGAACAUGGCAGAACGGGCUCCAGCCCAUGAUGGCACCAGUAGACCAGUCAAUAAAGGGGUUGUGUCGCUGGUGCCAAGAGAAACCCAAUACCACGGGAACCUGAGGAGACUUAAUUAGCAGGAAUUGGAUCGUCUCGCUGUGGUUCCCUGACACUCGUAGAUUGAUGGGGGUGGUAUUGUGGUUGACCCGGCCUAUAGAGCGACCGUCCAGCACUCUAACGUCCAUAGGAAAGGAGAGGGGCUGAGUGGGGAUAACCAGAUCGGACACCAGGGUAGCGUCCAUACAGCUCUCAUCGGCCCCAGAGUCGAUGAGUACCCAAAGAGAUUUCGACUGGUUCCCCCACAUCAAGAUGGCAUGAAAGGGGGUGCGAGUAAGGGGAAAGAAAAAGUUAUCUGUAUGGUCCACCAGAGUACUCGCUCCUACCGGUGAGCCUGGUCUUUUAGUGGACAGGUGGACACAAAAUGACCAGUAGUCCCACAAUACAGGCAACUCUUCGUGUGAAGCCUGUAUUGCCGUUCGGCUGGAGACAGCCAAGCUCUGCCUAGUUGCAUCGGCUCGGGAAGAGGUGAAUCGGCAGACUUCGUAGACUCUUGGGGGAACUCGGUAGCCUCAGAGGCGAGGUGGAAUCCUUCCUCUCAAUCCUGUAGUCGCCCAUCAAUCCGAAUGGUCAAGGCGAUGAGCGAGUCGAGAUCCGAUGGUAGUUCCCGGGCUGCAAGCUCGUCCUUUACUUCCUCCGAUACUCCGUGCUGGAACGUGUCGAACAGCGCCUCCGGGGGGCAGGCAAACGACAGGUCAAGGGCAGGCAGAGGUCAGUAAUCCAGAUCAGAGUCCAAAAGGUACAAAACGGCAGGCAGUCUCAGGGUCAUGGCAGGGGCCAAUAAUCCAGGGUGGUGUGACAAGGUACAGAACGGCAGGCAGGCUCAGGGUCAGGGCAGGCAGAAUGGUCAAAACCGGGAAAACUAGAAAACAGGAACUUGAAAAAGACAGGAGCAAGGGGAAAACCGCUGGUAGGCUUAACGAAACAAAACGAACUGGCAACAGACAAACAGAGAACACAGGUAUAAAUACACUGGAGAUAAUGGGGAAGAUGAGCGACACCAGGAGGGGGGUGGAGACAAUCACAAAGACAGGUGAAACAGAUCAGGGUGUGACAAGAUCAGGGCCUAACAUAAGGACAACUCAGAGUAUGCUAUUCUGUUUACAUUUUACAUUCUGUUCUUCUGAAAUAGAUUACAUUUACAUCAUAUCAUGUUUCUUUAGACCUGUCUAAAAUAAAUAAUGGAUUUAUUGUGAAGGUGUAGGCUAUAUAUCAUGGAUUUAUUAUACUUUUUUAAAUGUAGAUGUUCCGAAGGUCUGCAUCAGUAGAUUGUAGGCUAUGUGUGGAAGUCAGGAGAUGCUAAAUGUGUUUAUGUUAGUUAACAGUCAAUUACCAUGAGACCGGCAGUUAUUUGCUUGACAAUCACCGGCUGACAAAAUGUCAUGACCGCCACAGCCCUAGCCAGGCGCACCGGUUUGUGUCAAGAACUGCAACGCUGCUGGGUUUUUCAUGCUCAACAGUUUCCCAUGUGUAUCAAGAAUGGUCCACCACCCAAAGGAACUGUGGGAACCAUUGGAGUCAACAUGGGGAAGGUGUUCUUAAUGUUUUGUACACUCAGUGUAAAUUCAGUGUGAAUAAAUGUGUUGGAUAGAUAAAGGUGUGAGAGGAAGUUCGCUCCUGAAUGUGUGCUAGAGAAGAAGUGGGUUACAAGGCGUUACAAGGUGAGUGCAGUUUGUGUGAGAAAACGUGUCUGUGUUUGCAUUAGAAAGAGGGUUCAACAAGUAUAGAGACAGUGUGCACGAGUUAGUGUGAGAGUCAGAGAGUGGUGAAAUAACUUAUUUGAAUGUGUGUGUGCGUGUGCAUGUGUGCGUGUAAGAUGUUGUAUUAAGAGGGAGGAGGGGUGCCGGCAGGAAGGCCUUUGUGUGUCUGAUGUCAUGGAAUGAUUAGUGUCUCUGUGAAAUCAGAAGUGGUGUUCUUACUGCUGCGGCUCGGUGGGAUAUACAGUGCAUUCGGAAAGUAUUCAGACCCCUUGACUUUUCCCACAUUUUGUUACGUUUCAGCCUUAUUCUAAAAUUGAUUAAAUAAAAUAAUUUCCUCAUCAAUCUACACACAAUACCCCAUAAAGCAUGGUGGUGGCAGCAUCAUGUAGUGGGGAUGUUUUUCAGCAGCAGGGACUGGGAGACUAGUCAGGAUUGAGGGAAAGAUGAAUGGAGAAAAGUACAGAAAGAUCCUUGAUGAAAACCUGCUCCAGAGCUCUCAGGACCUCAAGACUGGGGCGAAGGUUCAUCUUCAAACAGGACAAUGACCCUAAGCACACAGCCAAGACAACGCAGGAGUGGCUUUAUGGACAAGUCUCUGAAAGUCCUUGAGUGGCCCAGCCAGAGCCCGGACUUGAACCCGAUCUAACGUCUCUGGAGAGAACUGAAAAUAGCUGUGCAGCGACACUCCCCAUACAACCUGACAGAGCUUGAGAGGAUCUGCAGAGAAGAAUGGGAGAAACUCCGCAAAUACAGCUGUGCCAAGCUUGUAGCAUCAUACAAAAGAAGACUUGAGGCUAUAAUCGUUGCCAAAGGUGCUUCAACAAAGUACUGAGUAAAGGGUCUGAAUACUUAUGUAAAUGUGAUAUUUCAGUUUUUUAUUUUUAAUACAUGUGCAAACAAAGUCAAGGGGUCUGAAUACUUUCCAAAUGCACUGUAAAUAGACAGAAAAUCAGUACACCUCAACCCAGGACCACAGUACAUAUAGAUCAGAUCCAUAUUUGUCUUACACGCCAACCCUACUGUGCUACUGUGUGUGUGUGAGAGAGAGAGAGAGAGAGAGAGAGAGAGAGAGUAUACUAUACUGCUUUGGCAAUAUCUACAAAUUGUAAUUCAUGCCAAUAAAGCCAUUUGAAUUUGAGAGAGAGAGAUGAUCACUGCAUUCGUUCUAAAUUAUGAAGCUCUAAAUGAACUCAUGCAGUGCUCUGGGUAACAGUAACACUGAAUGGAAGAAUCUUCCUAUCCUCCCUCACGCUGCCUCGCUUCCCUUUCUCUCUCAUUCUCUCUCUCUCUCCCUUUCCCCCUCUCUCUCUGUUUCUCAAUCCUUCGUUCCUGCAGUUGCUAGGACAACGGUCCAGGAGAGGGCUAGUUCCCAGUGUAGAGCAGGAUAUGGAGCGCUAUCUCCAACCCACCCCAUCUCACCUCACCUGCCUCCUCACCCCCACCCUGACCACACCCCUCUCCAACACCCACUAAUGUGUCCUACCAAACACACCAGGCCAGCCAACACUGUCGACACAUGGCUAACUAAACCUAACAAACAGAAAAAACGUACAGACUAUUACUCACACCAUAACUCAUACAAUAUCUCUCUUGCUCACACACAUACACACAGACACAGUGCUGUGAGUUCUCUGACAUGUCCGGCAUGGCUCUAAUGCCAGUGCGAAAAGAGCCAGAAGCAAAAAGAAACAGAGAGAGACAAAAACAAAUCAAUAACCAUCGACAUGCAAUACUGCACCAAGACAGUUCCUGCACAAACAAGGAAGAGAGAGAGAGAGAGAGAGAGAGAGAGAGAGAGAGAGAGAGAGAGAGAGAGAGAGAGAGAGAGAGAGAGAGAGACUAGGAAGAAUGGUAAAGGCAAAACGGCUUUAUGUCGGCAUUAUGUCAUGCGAGCUUAAACAGAAGUAUCCAUUGUCAUCAGGCCUCUAUUAUUUUAUGAGACCACAGUAGCAUGACAGAGAAAGAUGAAAGCAUGGGGCUGUCUGACUGUCGUCAUAUGUACUGUACAGUCAGUAGGCUACCUCACCAGACUGCAGAGAGGAAUCUGAGUCUAACCUAGGAUCGAAGAUAGGUAAAGCAUAUGGCAGAGAUCAAUGAGAGAGCAGCCAGAUGAAAACAGAGAGAGGAGACAGUGAUUAUGGCUGGGAUACAGGGUGGGCUCAUUGUUUCUGCAGGUGCAUUAUUUAUUAGGCUAUCCCAGCUUGCCAGACUCUUACUACUUAGAGGACCUGACCUCAAACAGAGUGGGUCUUAGGAAAAGGGAAAUUGGCCAUCUAUUAUAUUUUAAGCACAACAAAAAAGCUCUACAUUCCAAUGCACGUACAGUACACUCACAAAGUCAGUCACAUCAACUUCCGCCCUGCAGUUGCUUUCAGGAAUUUAUUUAGUUUUUUUAUUAUUAUUAUUAUUAUUAUUAUUAUUAUUAUCUCCCCCCUACAGGACGGCCCAUGCGCGGGGGAAGGCGGAGGCGGCCGUGGGAGCUGGCCAGAAGGCCCAGGAGGAGUGUCGCCUCGCCAGGGUCACCGCCAAAGGGUUCUCCCCCUCCUUCCAGCACCGUGAAAACGGUGAGUGUGCCACCACUUGCUGCCAUGAUCACCAUCCCCAUGGCAACCAUCAAUACAAUACACCAGAAGCACCAGUUUUGAAGACACACAGUAGUCUUUUGAUAACCACAAAUGCCAAUACACUAAUGCUAUUAGUCUAUUUGACACUUACAGUGUGUCACUUUAUGUAAUCAACGUGAAAUGCUGAGAGAAAAUAUUGUAUCAAAGUGAGGCAACCACCCCAUUGUCCCAUACAGUGCCUUGCAAAAGUAUUCAUCCCCCUUGGCGUUUUUCGUAUUUUGUUGCAUUACAACCUUUAAUUUAAAUGGAUUUUUAUUUGGAUUUCAUGUAAUGGACAUAAACAAAAUAGUCCAAAUUGGUGAAAUGAAAUGAAAAUUCACCCCCUUUGCUAUGAAGCCCCUAAAUAAGAUCUGGUGCAACCAAUUACCUUUAGAAGUCACAUAAUUAGUUAAAUAAAGUCCACCUGUGUGCAAUCUAAGUGUCACAUGAUCGGUCAAAUGAUCUCAGUAUAUAUACACCUGUUCUGAAAGGACCCAGAGUCUGCAACACCACUAAGCAAGGGGCACCACCAAGCAAGCGGAACCAUGAAGACCAAGGAGCUCUCCAAACAGGUCAGGGACAAAGUUGUGGAGAAGUACAGAUCAGGGUUGGGUUAUAAAAAAAUAUCUGAAACUUUGAACAUCCCACGGAGCACCAUUAAAUCCAUUAUUAAAAAAUUUAAAGAAUAUGGCACCACAACAAACCUGCCAAGAGAGGGCCACCCACCAAAACUCAUGGACCAGGCAAGAAGGGCAUUAAUCAGAGAGGCAACAAAGAGACCAAAGAUAACCCUGAAGGAGCUGCAAAGUUCCACAGCAGAGAUUGGAUUAUCUGUCCAUAGGACCACUUUAAGCCGUACACUCCACAGAGCUGGGCUUUACGGAAGAGUGGCCAGAAAAAAGCAAUUGCUUAAAGAAAAAAAUAAGCAAACACGUUUGGUGUUCGCCAAAAGCCAUGUGGGAGACUCCCCAAACAUAUGGAAGAAGGUGCUCUGGUUAGAUAAUACUAAAAUUGAGCUUUUUGGCCAUCAAGGAAAACGCUAUGUCUGGCGCAAACCCAACACCUCUCAUCACCCUCAGAACACCACCCCCACAGUGAAGCAUGGUGGUGGCAUCAUCAUGCUGUGGGGAUGUUUUUCAUCGGCAGGGACUGGGAAACUGGUCAGAAUUGAAGGAAUGAUGGAUGGCGCUAAAUACAGGGAAAUUCUUGAGGGAAACCUGUUUCAGUCUUCCAGAGAUUUGAGACUGGGACGGAGGUUCACCUUCCAGCAGGACAAUGACCCUAAGCAUACUGUUAAAGCAACACUCAAGUGGUUUAAGGGGAAACAUUUAAAUGUCUUGGAAUGGCCUAGUCAAAGGCCAGACCUCAAUCCAACUGAGAAUCUGUGGUAUGACUUAAAGAUUGCUGUACACCAGCGGAACCCAUCCAACUUGAAGGAGCUGGAGCAGUUUUGCCUUGAAGAAUGGGCAAAAAUCCCAGUGGCUAGAUGUGCCAAGCUUAUACAGACAUACCCCAAGAUACUUGCAGCUGUAAUUGCUGCAAAAGGUGGCUCUACUAAGUAUUGACUUUUGGGGGGUGAAUAGUUAUGCACGCUCAAGUUUUCUGUUUUUUGUCUUAUUUCUAGUUUGUUUCACAACAACAACAAAAACGAUUCUGCAUCUUCAAAGUGGUAGGCAUGUUGUGUAAAUAAAAUGAUACAAACCCCCCAAAAAUCAAUUUUUAAUUCCAGGUUGUGAGGCAACAAAAUAGGAAAAAUGCCAAGGGGGGUGAAUACAUUCGCAAGCCACUGUAUGUCUCCUGAACAUGUAACUAAUGGAGAGAGAUAGGAGAGAAUGACAAAGUAAAUCGGGUGUCAGUGUCAGGCGUGUGGUUUCUGUACAGUAUGUGCUCGGGCCCCAUGGGACCAGUUACCCACAGUGCAGUGCAAGCCAUGAGUGAUGGAGGCAGUAACAGGAAGCUGGAGGGAGGUCAACAAUGACCUUUCCAACCAGCCCACGCAAGGCAGGCUGACUGACACACACACACAAACACAUACACAAACACUUCCUGACAUAUACUGUCCCUAACUUGUUUUUUUUGUCCACGUACCUGACGAUACCUUGAUAGCUGGUUUUAAUGUCAUGACAUUAUAAAGAAUCACAGUAACAGAUUCCCUAGAAGGCUGGGUUUAUCCUCAGAGCCAUGGCAACAGAGUGUCCUAACCGCUCUUUAAAAAAGGGUUCAUUUCAACAAGCUGCUAUGGGCAGAUAAAACAUAAGGUUUCUGUACUUGCGUAACCCCGGUUCUCUGAUAUUAUGAGUGAGAUAUCUCACAUGAUUCACCAGAAUCUCAGAAGCUCAAAGAACCAAUCACACACGUCUGUCGGAGACAGACAGGUCGAGUGGCAAAAGAGUUGAGUCCCUUCCCUGAUCAUAAAGUGACAGUAGGUGUGCUCUGCUCCACAGAAUAAUCCUGACGGAUAGUCUGUGUAAGAGAGGGGACCAAAUGCCACCCUGGCGGUUGAUAUAAGCUACCACAGUCGUAUUGUCCGUUCUGAUCAAGACGUGAAAAUUCCGAAGGGAGGGUCAAAAGUGUCUCAGAGAGAGAAACACUGUCAGCAAUUCAAGGUAAUUUAUGUGAGUAAUGCAGAGUUGUGGGUUCCACACUCCAUUUAUUGCCUUCCCCUCAUGACCUGCGCCCCAGCCUGUGAGUGACGAGUGUGUCGUCAUCACUUUCCUCGUUGCCACUACCCCUAGGGGAGUGCCAGGAACGAAGAUUGAGGGGCUCUUCCAGUGACGGAGAGCCAAGAGACAUGUGGAGGUCACCUUUAUCUGAAGACUGAGGUGACGCCGUGUACACGGAAGUCUCUCAUCCUCAGUAGGCCAAGAGGUACCACUGAGAUGGUGAACGCCAUUAACCCAGUGUUCAGUUCGUCAACAAUAACUAUGAUUAAAAAUACUCGUCAACUAUCUAUUUUUCCUGAGGAAAACGAAUUAUGAUAACAAGACCAGAUGCACUGAGAAAUACGAUAACUAUUACCAAUUACUUUUCAUUUUUGUUGACGAAAAUGUAACGAGACUAGAAUUCCACGUGAGACUAAUGGAUGUUCAAUUUGACAUGAAGCUCCUUUUCAUCUGUUUUGUUCAAUCAUAAGCAUGCAUCUCUUUGCAGAAUAUAUAAUGCAUUCCUCUCAUUGGCCGAUAAUGUGUAUCUGUUGCGCAGGCUGAUUGAGUUGAUCUGGAUCGUGGGCUAGUAGCCUAGCUAGUUAGCACAAUGUUAGCCAAAGAAAGCUAGCGCUUUGUUGGUCUUGCAUCGAAGAAAACUGUGGCUCUCAACCGAUAAGCAGUGAAACUAGGACAGUCGGUCUAGUCAACGUGGCACUGUAGUGGUUUGAGCUAAAUGAGAGAGCGAGCUAGUAAUUCUACCCUUCCAGGUAGAAAAUCUAGUCGGCAGGAUAGUUAGCCUUGCGGCAAGCUAGCCAGGUUAGCUAAGCCUUGCAGCUAAGCUAGCCAAGUCUCAGUAGCUAGCAAUGUGAUGCUAGCUACCACAGGAGACAAAAGGAAGAAAAAGCAGAAAGGCUAAUUCUUUCCUGAAACGAAAACUCGUUUUGGUAAAGUCACCCAACACAGAAGACAGGAGCUGAAAAACCUGCGUUCGGCGGCGUAACCUCACGGCACACCUGCGAACAGUUGAACAGGAAAACAGGUCAAGUCGUGCCGAGGAAAGCUUAAAGUAGGACUCUUCUGUGAGGAAGAGAUGUGAGAAUGAUCAGAGGGCGGGUGAGUGGCUCUUGAUGAUGAGGGGAGGGGCUAACCUCAUUUGCCACUCAAACCUUUUGCAUACAUUAUCUGUGCAUUUGUACAUGAUAAAUUAGCCCAUUGAGCACUAUGGAACCCUGGAGAUCCUCAAGGAACCCUGGAGUUCUUCAAGUAACCAUUGCAGUCAAUGGGUUCAUAUUUGCACCUUUGGUUAGUUGAGGGGUUCUUGGAGGAACUUUAAUGUUUCAAUGUAGCACAGGGUUCCUAUAGGAACUAUUUUGCUGGCACAUGCAGAGCACUUUGAAUGUAUUUAUCUGUUGGAUUUUGUUGUGCUGCCAGACUCAGAAGGUUUUCGGCGAUGGCUUUAUGGGAUAGCUAGAAACUUGUAAACAAUUACCCAUUCCUUUAUGAGUACUAUUUCAAUAGCAAUGUUAAAUAAUACAACAUUGGCUGUCAAGCCAAUGAUAUUAUAUGACUGCUAAUUCCAAAAAGUGAUGGUAAUGACGUUUGUUUAUGAAGAUUGAUGAUUGAUGAUUUGAUUGGGUGUUGACUUAGGUCACUAGCUAGCUACAGUAUCUUCAGCCUAGCUUUUAGCUAGCUGCUCUGUGUAAGAGUAACAGCAAUAAUAUUGUAGCGGUGGCAGCCUAUCAGAAGAUUGGAGGCUUGGCUUAUUGGAGGCAUGGCUUUCAGAUAGUUAUUUUUGUCCACCCGUGAUAGUAAAUGUCAUGCCUGUUCUGUUGUACUGUUAUUAAAGGCCAAGCUUGUACACUAUCAGUUCCAAAGCCUUGUAAAGGCUUACAUAAGUGCAUGUGAUACUAAGAGACAAAUAGUUGUAUUGUCAUUAUAGGUUAAGGUUGUACACUGACAGUUCUGAAGUCUUGUUAAAAUAGCAAUCAAUUUUUCAGAUAGCCACCAUUUUGUUACAAUAGUGUCAGAAGAGGCAUAACAGCGCACCCAAGCCUUGGUGACGAAAUGGUGACUAUCUGAACAAUGGAUUGCUAUUUUAACAAGACUUCAGAACUGUCAGUGUACAACCUUAACCUAUAAUGACAAUACAACAGAACACAUGAACAGGUAUGACAUUUACUCUCACAGGUGGCCAAAAACAACUAUUUGAACGCCACGCCAAUACACCACGCCUCCCAUCUUCUGAUCACAAAAAGGUUAAUGUUUGAAACUUUUCAGAGGGGUUCCUCGAGGAACCUUUUUCAAAGGGGUUCCUCUAAGAACCUUUUCAGAGAGGUUCCUCAAGGAACCUUUUUGAAUUUAAAAGGUUCCCCCACAGUGGCAAUCGUUUUGAACCCCAAAGGUUCUUCAAGGGUCCUUUUCUUCUAUGAGUGUGCUGUGCUGUGUUGCACAGGAUAAAGAUUGUGUGAGUGCUGUGACUGUCUGGGUGCAGAUGUCUAGGAGACAGCGAGGUAAGGUAGGCAAUGCAGAGAAAGAGAGGGGUGAUUAGCGUAACUGAGUAGAAUGCUUAACCAGCUCCCGAUCUCUCACAGGUUCUGCUGACUUUGUAAAACCUGAAAAAAGGCAGAGUCUAGUCUACAGACAGGACAAGGGUGGUCACGAAUAGUCUGUCUACUUUAAAGAGGUAUUCUGUGCUGUAUGCAUGAUUGCAUAAUAGAAUGGGGACGUCAACUACACGCAUCUCAGGAAAGGAAAUUAGGUCAUUUAAAGUCAAUGUGUGGGGUUAUGGUUCCUUCCAGAUGCACAUCCCUUUGAUUUCCUUAACAUUAUACUGACAUCAUCUGGUUGACGUUAGCAGUACAGUUGUUCAUGUCAUCAUGGGGUCAGUUGGUUUCGCCCAUAAAACAGAGGUUGGACUACAUGCAUACAAAACAGAGAGAAUAGCUAAAUCAUUCUAAAUCAUUCACUUUGAAAUGGAACUAUGCCAAUGUUUUGAAAUGUGACUAUCCCAAAGUUGUGUGUCAUGCUGUCCUGACUCUUUAUCUCUCUCCCUGUGUCUCAAUCUCUGUGUCUCUCUCCCUGUGUCUCUCUCUCUCUGUGUCUCUCUCCCUGUGUCUCUCUCUCUCUGUGUCUCUCUCUCUCUGUGUCUCUCUCCCUGUGUCUCUCUCUAUGUGUCUCUCUCCCUGUGUCUCUCUCUCUCUCUCUCUCUCUCUCUCUCUCUCUCUCUCUCUCUCUCUCUCUCUCUCUCUCUCUCUCUCUCUCUCUCUCUCUCUCUCUCUCUCUCUCUCUCUCUCUCUCUCUCUGUGUGUCUCUCUCUGUGUCUCUCUCUCUGUGUCUCUCUCUCUGUGUCUCUCUCCCUGUGUCUCUUUGCUGUUGGUCAGGAGUAGAGGUCCGAAGGCCAAAGCAUCAGAACUCCAGUGAGAACGACAUCGAGGUGAUCUCCAGUGGCACGGGGCCAGACAGUCCUGAACUCUACAUAAAGGGCACCACGCCCCCCAACCUGACCCCUGACCUUAGCCCUGAGGCCAGCCACCCAUCCUCACCCCCCUGCAGCCCCACCACUGCCAAGCCACACCGCACCAAGAACGCACGCUUCCUGCGGCAGAGUGCUGUGGACGACACUGUGGGUGGCGGUGGGGGCAGUGGCGGUGGGGGAGGGGGCAGUGGCAGUGGAGGAGGGGGCAGUGGUGGCCAGGAGAUCCAGGUGCUGAUGGAGGGCCGUGGAGGGGGGGAGUACCUAAGGGCCAACAGCUGGAGCGAGGACAAGCGCUCUUCUAAAGGGGGCAGCAGGGGGGGCAGCAGGGGCAGCAGUCGCUCCACCACCCCCUCUGUCCAGGACGAGGCCAGGGGCCGCACCAAUGGCCACGGCCAUAAGCACGCCUCCUCCAAUCACAAGUCUCGAGAGCAUGGCUCGUCCAAUCACAAGGCCUCCAGGGACCGAUGGUCGGACUGCCCGUCGGCAUCGUGGAGGUCCCAGCAGACGCACAGCGGUGACACGCGGCUGCUGGAGCAGGAUGAGGAGAAGCUGAGCAACUACGAGAUGGAGAUGAGGCCGCUGCAGCCCAUGGACUCCAACUCCCAGAAGCCCUAUGGGUUGGGAGAGGAGAGCCAUGGUCACAGUUGUGAGGCCCGCUCCCACACGCUGCAGAGACAGCGGCCUUCUAAGAGCCGGGAGGCCAGGGAGGGCCGGGAAAGGGAGGCGGCACGGCCGUCAGGAGAGUGGGAGGGCAUAGAGGGAAAGGAUGGUCCGGCCCCAGACUCAAUGCAAAAGCUGGACAGUCUGAGCAAGGGGGACAAGUUGGAGGCUCGGCCUCUGCGCAGGGACCUCACCCUCUCCCCCCCACAGAAAUCCUCACCCAUUGCACUAGAACACGACGAUGACAAGAAACUAACCCAGCUCAAAGCAAACUCGGUAAGGACGCCUCCUCUCACCCACACACUCAUAGUCACACUUAGUCAUAUAAUUUGCUUGUUGUGUGCACACAUGCUGAAAAUCACACAUGCGUGAGAAAUCACUUGCAUGCACAUGUCAACUGCAUUUACACAGCAUUCAAACACAAUUUUACUGUAAUCAAUGAUAGAAGUACUAUAAAUGUAUAAUUACUGUGCUGUAUACAGACAUAAUAACAGAAUGAACUCAUACUGUAGCUAUGUACAGUAGUAAGUGGGAGCAUCCCGGGCCCUGAUGUAGUCUCCUGAUAGGCAAGUGCUCUACACAACACAGACACUGUGGUCAGGCUCUCUAACCUCCCACAGUCCCCUCCACCGCACCACACAGCCUCAGCUAGCUAUCUCCCACUGUACUCCCAGCACCUUAGUAACAGCAGAUUGGCAAAGUAUCUCCUUCCACAAAGCAUCCCUGCAUUGGCUGCCCCACGCUCUGUUGCUAGGAAACAGCUUAUGCCUUGCUUCAGCAGGAGCCAAUCAGUGGGUGUGUGUUGGUGUCUGGGGGGGGGUUUGCAGCCGCAGAGAGGCGAUUAAUGCAGCUGACUUGUGUAAGACAGGUUCACAUGAAACAUAGAUACAUUCACGCAUAAGCAGACACAGAUUCUGCAAGUGAUCACAUUGUAAAACACCUUUACACAAAGCUCUCCCUAUAGUCUAUUCUAGCAGCACAGUUAAACAUACAGAUAUCCACGAGGAUACUCCAACAGGACACAUGGAGCUAAUGUCCACGUAUCACACAGACAAAUGGGAUCAGUGAACUGAGCCAUCUACACAACCUGUUUGGCAUGGAGAGUGCACCACCAUAACGACAGGGUCACUGGCAUAUGAAGUGCAUCAAUUAUACACAAUAUCCAUAUCCUUCGGAUGAAUCAUUCAGUAGCAUGGUGUAGGGUAAACAUAGCUGUUGUUAGAGGAUACCAAUGAUCAUGUGAAUUACAGUUGAAAGAAUUAUCUUUAUUCAAAAUAUUUUAGAUGUCAUGCUAUGGACUCAACUUAAGUAACUGCUUUAAUAAUUACAUAGGUCAUUUGUAAUGCUCUUUCCCUUUUAUGAGUGCUCCAGCCCUAUACAUUUUCCAUGACAGAGUUACAAAAGCUCAUCAGUUAGGUGUCCCUAAUAGUCUGCGGUUUUAACAUGCUGGCUCUCAAUAACACUGAGAGACUAAUUUACAGUACAUGAAAAUACAGUAUCUCUCAAAUGAACCUAAUUAUACAGAGUAAAUACCAACAUUAAAGAAAGUACACAUUAGCUGUGUCUUUGCUUGUGUGUGUGUACAGUUAGAGCUGUGUGUGUGUGUGUGUGUGUGUGUGUGUGUGUGUGUUAGUGGGGGAAGUCUGAAUUAACACAUUCUAUUCUCUCCCUCCCUCCUCCACAGGGCUCCAGCUCAAUUCUGGUCGUCAUGGUGAUUUUGCUCAACAUUGGAGUCGCAAUUUUGUUUAUUCACUUUUUUAUUUAAAAAUGGAUUGCCUAAUGAUUCCUAUUAUUAUCUAUGCUAUUAUUAUAACAUAUUAUGAGUAUCAUCAUGACAAUACAGCCCUUGGCCAUUUUACACUAUGUAAAGAGUACAGUAAGAGUAUUAACAAUAUGGGGAUAAAGAUGGUUCCCAAUGCCCAGAUUUCAGAUAAGCAGUGAUCUGCUUUCUCUCCCUGACAUUACCUGUUUUUCAUCUGAAAUUGUUGUUUAAAAAAGGUUUGUAACUUAUAAUUUAACUUAUUAAUUUGCUCACGUAUGAUAUGUUAUUUUAAAUCAUUUUUUAUUCCUUGCUUGCCUUUUCUCUGUUAAUAUUGCUGAUGUGUGUUUGGGAUGGUAGACUCAGAUGAGCACUUCUUGUAUGAUGGUGUAGCGGGUCGAAUGAGACAGGAUAUAAUGUAUCUUGUCUGGUUGUGGCUGUGUCCACCUGACCUUGGUUCAAAUUCUAUUUCACAUCAUUUAAAAUACUUUAGCUGUGCUUGAUUGAGCUUGACUGUUGCAAUGGAAACAAUAGAAAAGUCUCAAAAGUGCAAAACCCUGCCUACCUGGUAGUCGAGGCAGGCUAAAGCAAAUGCUGAAAGUAUUUUAAAGAUUCCAAGUAGUAUUUGAACCUAGGUGUGUUGUCCACCCAGGUAAUACAAGGUUCAAAGGGAGGGAAACGGACCCCGGUCCUACCCACUGCCCUCCAAACCCUCCCCCCUCCCUCCUGCACAUUUAUACCCUUCUGACACGCUGUUACCCUUCCCAAUUAUUAGUUCAGCCUCUCACCCCCCCCCCCCCCCCCCCCCCCCUUCCCCCUCUUCCCGGUAGUCCCCUCAGGACCUCACACCAUAUCAUGUUACCCUCUUUUCCUUGUUUCAUGUAACUCUCCUUUUAUUUUAUACCCCAACAUGCUCCCCUAUUCCUACAACAAACCAUCUUAACCAAGACUUCCCCAAAUAGACCACAGAAUGUCAUGGCAAGCAGGUGUUUCAUGAAAAAGGAAACAACAUAUAGAUAUAUAGAUAUAGAUAUGAUUAAAUAAAAUAGGGCUAAAAAAAACACUUUUGCAACUAGAGAUCCUGGUUAGCAACAGGACAUGUUUACAAUCUGAAAAAGCAGGAUGACCAACACAAAAUUGCCUCUAACAACUAUAGCACCAUAAAACCUAUCUAUGUUAGUAAACCUGUUGCAAAUUUAGCAACUUGGGUUAGCAAGAUUGAGCCAUGUGCAAAGAACUACUGUAUAUCAACUCUAAUCUGUCUGCAACCGGAGUAGGAAUAGUUUUGUCUGAAAGGGCUUCUAAUAUGAAAGAUUCUCUUUAUAGUCAACAUACAACAAAAUGAAAAUAUUAUCUAAAGGAAAGAACUCUCAAACACAUACACAUACACACUGUACAAUACCAUGUACACAACAGGUACAAUACUCACACACAUACAGUGGUAUGUGAAUGAUGAUAAGCUAUAUUCAUAUAAAAUAUUGACAUUCCAAACAACUUUCUCAAUGUCUCUCUGGCCUUUAACGCACAGGUUGAACUUUAUAUGAGGACUAGCGCAUGACAUUCUGUCAGUUCUCAUCCAUCUGCUCCUCUGUCCCCUACAGAGCCAUUCUCUCUCUCUCUCUCUUUCUCUCUCACUCUCUUUCUCUCUAUCUUUUUUUCCUUCUCUCACUCUCUUUCUCUCUCUACAGUAUCAUGUCUAAAGGUUUCUACCCAAACCUCACCCCACACACCUGGUCUGGUCUGGAGGCACUGGCUGGCUGGACAGUAA
Coregonus sp. 'balchen' is the source of this 42534-nucleotide messenger RNA. The record is from the annotation of a GenBank genome assembly. Lineage: Eukaryota; Metazoa; Chordata; Actinopteri; Salmoniformes; Salmonidae.